Molecule: messenger RNA, 763 nt
Organism: Nymphalis io (European peacock)
Lineage: Eukaryota; Metazoa; Arthropoda; Insecta; Lepidoptera; Nymphalidae
Gene: BCL7-like
Product: B-cell CLL/lymphoma 7 protein family member A
Exons: 3
Coding region: 133-534 (133 amino acids)
Source: RefSeq, a predicted model, not a curated record
CAUAAAUGGCGGAUUUACGCAAAUGGGAAAGAACGCCAGUUGUAUUUAAUUUAUUGUGAUGAAAUAAUUUUUAAUUUUUAUUAAAACUUUAAUGAUUUUAAUUCUGUAGUAUUUAUUAUAACUCAUAGUACAAUGUCUCGUUCCGUGCGUGCUGAAACUAGGAACCGUGUGAAAGAUGACAUCAAAAGAGUCAUGCAAGCUGUUGAAAAAGUUCGCCAUUGGGAGAAAAAAUGGGUGACUAUAGGGGAAACAACCAUGAAGAUAUACAAAUGGGUGCCGAUAUCCACGAAUGAACAGAAGAAGAAACAUGCAGCGAAACGAGAAAAUAAGGAGAAUACACUAACACCAAAAAAAAUGCACGAUUCUUCAAAUUCCAAUUUCGGAAUGGCUGAGGACUCGAAUACAUGUUUCUCAACAGUAAGUGACUCUCAGGGCCCUACAGAUUUCACCUCCACGCACAUGAACUUUUCUGAGGACUCCAAUUCACAGAGCAGUGGUACCACAACACCAGCGAAAAGAUUAAAAACAGACUGAGGUAUGACCAAAAGUUAAAAUUUUUGGUUUCCAAAUAUAUAGACUUUAUACAAAGCAAAGGACAUAUAUAUAAUGAAAUGUGAGCUGUGUGUCAGUGUUAGUGAUGUUUUAACAAAUAUGAAUGCAUAUAUGAUCUUAAUUUUAUGUAGUUUUCACAGACAUUGAUAUUAAUUGUAACAUAUGAUUAUAUUUUAUGUGAAGACUGUUCAGAAUAUACUUUUUGAACUGA